AUGAAAUAUUUUAUAUCGAACAGUAUUUUAGUCUUUUUAUCGCUCUAUUCGACAAUAGCCUUUAGCAACAAUCGUGAAAACCUAGCUCAACGUCAUCCAUGCUAUUCGGUUAACAAACUUCUGAAACCCUAUAUAAAAUGGACUGAAAAACUUGCUAGUACUCAACAUAAGGUUCAAACUGAUGCUUGUGGCCAAACAAAAUCCAGUCCAGCGUGUUGUACAAAUGAAAUAUUUAAUUCUUAUGCAUUCUCACUUGCUAUUGAUCUUAAAAAAUUAUUCGACGCUGAAUUAGAUCAUCUAGCAAAUGGUCUUUCAUUAGCUAAUAAGCAAACUGAUAUUCGAAUAGCAGAGUAUGUUAAAGAAUUCCGUCAUAUAACUCUAUCGUCACUAAAAACUCUAUUCGGCACUAAAGAAUAUCAUUCAAAUAUUCAUAAUGCAACAUCGACGUUGUUCGAUAUUCUUGCUGAUCAUCAAUCGACCGAUGACGAUGUUUCGAAAUCAGCUGUGAAUUUAUUUACUCAACUUAUUUUAUCUGCUUACCGACGAUUUAUGACAGAUGACGAUGAUGUAAUACUUGAUGAUAGUUUUAAGAGAUGUCUUGUAAAUAAAGCAUUCGAUAUUGAAGCAUUACCUACACAACGUGAAUUACUUUAUACAUUAACAAGUGCAACGUCAUUAAUCAAAAUUCUACGAACGUUAUUUAUUUAUGUUGAUGCUGACAUUCAACGACUUAAAACAACUGCAACACUCAAUUCUCAACAAUGUCUACAACGGUAUGUAAGAGAAACAUUAUGUCCAAUAUGUGUGAGUACACCGUCGUCAUCAAUCAACCAUGAUAGUAAUGCGAAUGACCCAUUAUGUGAAAAUGAUUGUCGUUAUGUCAUAAAAACAUGCUUUAACGAAACAAGCAAUGCUUACAUAGCGUUUGCUUCGAUAGCUCAGGGUUAUUCGGAUGUUAUUAAACAAAUUCAGGAACAUGCUAUUGAACUGAAGGUUGUUGAUCGUCUUUCAAAGCUACAUAUUUAUCUAUAUGAUAUGGUUGUGAAUGCAACCAAUACUGAAAAAACUUACCGCCAAUUACAAAAUGCUUGUGCAAAUACAAAUAAAAAACCAUUUCAGCCUAUCGUUUCAUUGCCGCCAAUUACAAGUGAGCGACGUGAACGUGUUAAAGAAUGGAAUGUAUCAUUAUAUUUUAUGCUUGAUCAACUGCAAUCAUCGAUUAUCAAUCUUAAUACAAGUCUUACACAACAGAUCGCUGCUAAUAUUUGUUCUAAUACACAUUAUGCUGUCAAAUCAAGUCGAUGUAUACAAAUCGAUCAACAUACGCCUGGUGAUUUAAUACAAUGGCCUCUUCCAACACUAGACUCAAGCUUACAAAUAACAUCAAAUCUAGUUGUCGAAUCAACACGUAAUCAACUAGAUGAAUUAAAAAAAAAGUUGACACCUGUGCAACAAAUCAUUGUCUCGCUUCGACCAAAGAAAAAAAUGUCCCUUUACGAAUAUUUGCCCGACUUUGAAGUUGAUGGUGAUGUAGUAGACUCAAGCAACGAGGGCGAUAUACAACCACCAUCAUUACCUGAAAUAUAUGAAACUGAACAUCAAGAAUCACUUAGUGAAAAACUUUAUAAUGAAAUAGAUGCACAAACUACACGCCGACUACUCAUACAAACAACAGACUAUAUUAAAGAAAAUGGUAACAAUCGCUCUCAAUUAAUGACAUACAAUAUCACAUUACAUUUACUUGUUUUUCUUGUUUCGGUCAUUCACCAAAUCUCGUUCAGUCGUCAAUGA
Rotaria socialis is the source of this 1791-nucleotide messenger RNA. NCBI's taxonomy places the organism in Eukaryota, Metazoa, Rotifera, Eurotatoria, Philodinida, Philodinidae. The record is from the annotation of a GenBank genome assembly.